AUGGCGGAAUCGUGGAAAAACAAUACGCAACUGGAGAACGAUUUAAAAAAAUAUGUAGCCUCAAAUAUGCAACGCUCAGAAAUUUUAGAUUUUGUGAGGAAAGAUUAUAGAAACUAUAGAUGGAGCUUAAGAACGCUAGAUCGAAGAAUGAGGCAUUUCGGCAUAAAUUAUAUUGAUGGUAAUGUACCUUUAGAAGUUACAAGGGAAGCAGUGCGAAAAGAGCUUGACGGCCCAGGUGCAAUGCUUGGCUAUAGAGCGAUGACUCAAAAGAUAAGACAAAAGUAUGAUUUGAAAGUCCUCAGAGCCCUAAUUCAUAACUUGAUGUUUGAACUUGAUCCCGAGGGCCUAGCAAGAAGGGCACCUGGUGCCAAGAAAAAAAAACCUAAAGGACACUUCGUCACUCCGGGUCCAAAUUGGACUUACUCUAUGGAUGGACAUGAUAAGAUGAUGGGAUUCCAAAAUUCGACAUUCCCAAUUGCAAUAUACGGAUGUUUGGACACUGCCAGUAGAAAAUUGAUUUGGCUAAAAGUGUGGACCACAAAUUCAAACCCGAUAUUUAUUGGCAAGUGGUACUUGCAGUCCUUGUUGGAAAGCAGUGUCUUGCCAAACUACGUACGCAUUGACAAAGGCACUGAGACAACAACUAUGAGCACUAUUCAUGCAUACCUCAGAAGUCAACAAGGAGAUUUAGAAGAACCAGCUGAUUCAAUUUUGUUUGGCCCUUCACCAUCAAAUCAGAUUGAAAGAUGGUGGAGGGAGUUGCAUGAUCGCCUGGAGAAGUACUUCAAAGUGGGUCUCAAUUGGUUAAAGGAGGAGUGCCAUUAUGAUCCACAAGAUGAAAUACAAAGAUUGAUGCUUGCAUAUGUUAUGGUCCCACUGAUGCAAAGAGAACUUGACGAAUUCCGUGAAACUAUCUGGAACACACACAGAAUCAGAGCACAAAGAGAAACAUUGAUGGCAGAUGGAAUUCCCAACCAUAUUUUUGAAUUCCCAGAGAGAUAUGGGAUGGAAAAGAAAGGUUUCAAGGUUACUCAUGAAGAUUUACAAAAGGUUGCUGAACUAUCUGGUGUCUUGGAUGCCCCAGAUGAUUUUUAUCAGCAGAAUUGCGUGCCUUGUUAUGAUAAACUGAAACCAUAUGGUUUUGCAAUCUAUGCUGCAAUAUGUGGGUAUAGUAGGCGCAUUCUUUGGUUGGAGGUUUUGAGAUCAAAUAAUGAUCCACAGAUUGUUGCUGGAAUUUAUUUAGACUUUGUUAAAGAUGUCGGUGGUUGUCCUCAGCGUGUGAGAACAGAUUGUGGGACUGAAAAUGUUGUAUUGGCCGGAAUGCAAUGCUAUCUCCAUGCAGAUGGUUUGGAUGAAUGGGCAAGUGAGAAAUCACAUGUUUACGGCUCUUCCCCAGCGAAUCAGAGAAUUGAGGCAUGGUGGUCCUUUUUAAGAAACUGGUCAGGGUGGUGGGUUGAUCUUUUUCAAGAUAUGUGUCAAACUGGCAUUUUAGAGCUUGGAAAUGUAUACCACAUGGAGUGUCUGUGGUUUUGUUAUAAUAGGAUUAUCCAACAAGAGCUGCAUAAUGUAAGAGAUCAAUGGAACAGCCACUAUAUCAGGAAAUCCCAGCAAGAAACUAUUGCUGGAAUACCCGAUUUGUUGUUUUUUAUACCUGAAUACUAUGGUGGAGAAAAUUGUCUUUGUGAAGCAUCGCAUGCCAAGAUAUGUGAGCUAGAAGCAAGUGUCCAAUGCGAUGAAGAGAGACAAAACAUUUUUCAAGAGUACUUUGAAUAUGUAUUUGAAAUGAGAAAUUGGCGCUCUCCGAUGAAUGUCAACGAAGCAUUUGAGAUGUUUCAGCAACUAGUUAACAUGAUGGAAUGA
This is a messenger RNA of Dendronephthya gigantea, 1860 nucleotides long. RefSeq lists its product as uncharacterized. The transcript has 5 exons. Bases 1 to 1860 code for a protein of 619 amino acids. NCBI's taxonomy places the organism in Eukaryota, Metazoa, Cnidaria, Anthozoa, Malacalcyonacea, Nephtheidae. The record is from RefSeq and is a predicted model, not a curated record.